Messenger RNA from Wasmannia auropunctata (little fire ant), 3340 nucleotides. Its product is annotated as dymeclin. NCBI's taxonomy places the organism in Eukaryota, Metazoa, Arthropoda, Insecta, Hymenoptera, Formicidae. The record is from RefSeq and is a predicted model, not a curated record. Gene Ontology annotation, biological process: Golgi organization. Gene Ontology annotation, cellular component: Golgi apparatus. The coding region runs from base 238 to 2358 and encodes 706 amino acids. The transcript has 12 exons.
ACUGUAUCGGUACUGCAGCUGGUGCCAGUGUGGAACUUGUUCACUGGCCCAUGCCACUCGUUAUUAUGUGCGAGUCGACUGAUCAGUAAUUUUAUUGUAAGUGCGUUCUGUUUCGACGCGUGGGACGCGUCGUGCGAAGUGACAGGAGGCUGCGAUCGUGAAUCAUCAUCGAAGCAACGCGCCGACCGAUCCGUUCUCGAUGCGUCGAGCGACUCUGCGAGAAGAUUAACAGAGGCAAUGGGUGCAACGCCGAGUCGCUAUGAAGAUCUCUCCAAGAAUGUGCACCUGGGUAGAUUCUGCGGGAAGCAAAGCAUACCCGCGAAUGACCCGUUCUGGAGUACGUUUCUGUCUUACAACGUACGACCACCCAUUACGAGGAACGAUCAGAUAGAACUGGACUCCCGGUUAGAUUCGUCGUGCCAACAAUUGCUCGUUAAUAAUUUGGUCACUGGCAACUUUGGUACCCUGAUACAAAUAGCACUGAUACGGAUCAAUGAGCUACUGGCGCCUGUACAAAAUCAAAAUAUAAUAUCGGCAUGGCAAACGUACAAUGCAUUGUUCGCUGUAAGGUGUAUUUUGAAGUAUCUCAUUGAGAUCGUUGGCGAAGAGCAGAUGCUGAAUCACAUUGAAGCACCGCAAUCGGCAAGUGAGGCACUUCCUACUUAUAGAUUGGCAUAUUUUAUUGAGGCGCUGAUAGAACUUAUUACGGAUGUACCUUUAUGUGAAUUUACGUACGUCGUUCACUUGGAGGCGAUUAAUUGUUUGCUCGUGCUGCUCUCGGUGCAGUUAUUUUCUCAAACCGCGGCCGAAUACAGCUCGAUAUACAGGAUAGCGAUGCACGCGCAUCUGAAUCAGCAUGCACCCGUUAUGGUGUGCACACUGUUGCACAAUUUUAUCCAGCAGGAACACGCUCCGCCGGGAUUACUGACGCAGCAGUCCGGUGGUAGUAUUGUAUUCAGUAUUGCCGCCGGGUUGUGGAACGUAAUAAGAAUGGGCAUAGGUAGUAGCUCGAAAAAUAUACAGGUUACGCAUAACGGCACUGCUGAGGAUGAGGAGAAAAAACGCGAUACGGAAACUCCGCUCGCUAGUCAAUCUCUAUUACUUUUACUGGUUCUGACGAAUCACUGUACCGCUACGCAGAAUCCAUAUAGGAACGCGCUUUUCUCUUUUGUCGAUAUGCAAGAAGAUGUUACUGUAUCGCAGGGGAAAGCUGAUACCUUCAAAUUUAAUUUAAAUAAAUUAUAUAAUACCAUUUGUAAGAUACCAAAUACCGACGAGGUCACGCUUCUACUCUACAUGCUGUUACAUAGAAACUCGAGUGUGAAACAGGACAUAAUGAGAAGGCCUGACAUACAAUUGUUGGUAACACCGAUACUACAAAUAUUAUAUCAUGCACCGAACAAUACAUCCCACCAUAUUUAUAUGUCCCUCAUUAUUUUGCUAAUUUUAAGCGAAGAUGAAACGUUUAACAAACGAAUACACGAAAUUAUGCUUAAAGGUGUAACAUGGUACACCGAGAGAUCCAUUAGCGAAAUAUCCUUAGGUGGUCUUUUAAUCCUCGUUGUGAUUCGCACGAUACAAUAUAAUAUGUUUAAAAUGAGAGACAAAUAUCUUCAUACAAAUUGUCUGGCUGCUUUAGCGAACAUGUCUGCCCAAUUCACAUCCCUACACCCUUACGUUAGCCAGAGGCUGUUAAGUCUGUUUGAAACUCUUGCAAAAAAGCAUGCGCGAUUGGAAGCAAGAAUUCUAGAGAUGACACAGUCGACAACUCUUUCUCCCAAAAAUAGCCUUGUUGAUACGGCUAUUAAUACGACUAUUAAUGUAACAAUUGAUGCUGAUACUGGAAAAUGUAAUGCUUCCGCUGUUAACACUGUUUCACACCAAGAAUUGAUUCAAGACUUGACUAUACUUGAGGAGGUCUUACGGAUGGUGCUAGAAAUUAUAAAUAGUUGUUUAACCCAUAGGAUCGCGCACAAUCCGAAUUUAAUUUACACUCUGCUAUAUAAAAAGGAUGUCUUUCAACCGUUUAGAACACAUUCUGCUUUUCAAGAUAUUGUACAAAAUAUUGAUUCUGUAAUUAACUUUUUCUCUUAUAAACUGGAACAAAAAGAUCAAUCGCAAUUAGGUGUUAGUCAAGUAUUAGCCACUAUACGGCAAGGAACUUCAGAAUGGCCGAGAGACCGUUUAAGAAAAUUCCCGGAGUUAAAGUUCAAGUAUGUAGAAGAAGAACAACCGGAAGAAUUCUUCAUUCCUUAUGUGUGGAGUGUUGUUUGCCAAGGAGCGUUGUUACAUUGGAAUGCGGAGAAUAUAAAAUUAUUUUCUCCCAAUAAUAGCGAAGCAACCAUCAUUGUUUGCUGAUAUUGAGAUGAGGAGUGCAUUCUGCUAUGAAUAUUCAAAGCGAUAACAGGUCGAUAUGUAAAACUAUAAGUUUAUAAUAGAAAAAUUGUCAAAACCAAAAGCAUAAAUAUUUUUUUUUGAAUGGAUGAACAUGGAAAUUUUAAGAACCAAGAGAAAAAUGGAAAUGUAUACAGCAAAGAGAGUAUAAUGUAUGACGUCAACUAUAACUAUUAUAUGAUAAAGUACACCUUUUGUAAUAAUAGGAUACAUCGUCUGGAACAUUUCUUUUUGUCAUGUCAUUUCCUUGUGCAAUCAUUUUAAUAUUUAUUAUGAAAUCGAACGGAAUUGAAAAUUUAACUUAAAUAUCACUUUUUCAUUUUCAUGUUACACUUUAUGAGAUAAAAGACUCACGAUAAGUGUUUUAUAUCUUUGAAAAUGAAAUUUUGUAACUUCUGCAAUUUUGUUACAUAUAAAUGAUGUAAUAAUAUAUACCAAAAUGAAUGCAGUUAUUGCAUUUCGAUGGGACUGGUUAAAGUUAUUGUAUUAUUUACGUUACGAAUGCUGUUACUGGGGACAAUGUAAUUUUAUGUUAUUAAAGAUAUAUAUUAAUAUAUGCAUAAGAAAUUACAAACUUCACAAAUAAUAUAAUUUAUAAAUGCCUGUAAUUUCAAAACUAAAUUUUCUUGUAAUCUCAUAAAAACUAUACUGAGAAAAUAUAUACUGAUUCACAGUAUUUUUUAGCGCAAAAACGUAAAAUUAACGAGGCUUUAGUGAAUUACAUCUGGUAGCCUAAUCAAAGUAGCCUGCAAUUUUAGUUUCAAUCGUGUAUCAUAUUCAAUCUGCAAUAUUGUAAAUAAUUAUCGAGAGAAAAUUCGGUUUCCAUUCGUUUAAUUUAAAACGUUGCAAUAUAAUAUUUGUAUAGUUCUGUUAUUCACGCUGUAUAUGUGCAAAUAAUUUUUAUUUAAUAUACAUAUACAUCAAUAAAAACUUUGAUACUUAUAAA